AUGGUGGCGGAGCCGCUGGUGCACAAGGUGCUCUCCAUGGCAACGCUGUCGUCGUCGUCCUCCUCCUCCUCCAAGAAGGCGCGGCCAGCGGCGAGCGCCAACGCCAACAAGGGCGGCGCCGAGGCGGCGGCGGCGGGCGACGGCAGGCUGGGCAUCCUGUCCUUCGAGGUGGCCAACGACAUGUCGCGCGCGGCGAACCUGUACCGCUCGCUCUCCGACGACGAGGCGGCGCGCCUGCUGGGCCCGCGCUGCCUCGGCUCCCACGCCGUGCGCGCGCUCGUGGUCGUCCCGGGCGACGACGACGCGCGCCUCCUGGCGCUCGCGCUCGCCGAGAAGCUCGACGCGCUCAACCGCGUCGCGGACGUCGCAUCCCGCCUCGGCCGCGCACGCUGCACGGUCCCCGCGCUCAUGGGCUUCGACCACGUCUACGCCGACCUCCUCUCCGGCCGCUCCGGUGCCGCCGCGGGCACGUUGUUCACCGUCGCCUCCGCCUCCGACACCGCGUCGCUCGUGCGCAAGCUCGACCGCCUCGCCGCCGCCACCGCCGCGCUCUACGCCGAGCUCCAGGCGCUCGCGGACCUCGAGCAGUCCGCCCGGAAGCUGCCCACCAACGAGGCCCGCCGCGUGCUCCAGCAGCGCGCGCGGUGGCGCCGCCACGACGUGCGCAGGCUCAGGGACUCCUCGCUCUGGAACUGGACCUACGACAGGGCCGUGCUCCUGCUCGCGCGCGCCGUCUGCACCAUCUACGACCGCAUUCGCCACGUCUUUGGUGACCCCAUGCUGGGGCUCGACCUGCUGGCCAUGCGACCCAGUGAGUUGUCGGGGCAAUGCGGCGACCAAAGCCGGCGGCUCUCCCGUCCGGUGGCAGCAGCAAAUUCAGGUCCCGUCCAAAGCAAUCUCAGCGACAAGAAGUCAGGGCCGAUUUCCAGAGUCGAUCCAGAGAUCUCGCGGCCAGUGAAUUUCCGGUCAUCAGGUUGUGGAGCAAGCCCGGGGAAGAUGUUCAUGGAGUGCUUGAGCUUGAGCAGCUCAGUGUCAUGGAAGGAUGGGUUCGAGGAUGAGUUCUUGGAGGAUUCCAGCUGCAUUAGCACAAUCAGAUCAGGGAUGCUCGUGCCAUUCAGCAGCGAGCAGGGGGUAUCAACGACAACGCCAUCAUCCAAGAGUGGCAGGAUUGGCAGAAAGACGCGGUUUGGUCCCAAGAGCACGGUGACCUCACUUGCGCCGCCGUCCACAGUUGGCGGCUCGGCUCUCGCACUGCAUUAUGCAAACAUUGUCAUCAUCAUCGAGAAGCUGCUCCGGUACCCACAUCUUGUUGGUGAGGAGGCACGGGACGACCUGUACCAGAUGCUGCCAUCUAGUCUGAAGGUGGCGCUGAGGAAGAAUCUGAAAACAUAUGUGAAGAGCAUGGCGAUCUACGACGCGUUCCUCGCGCACGAUUGGCGGGAGACGCUCGAGAAGACGCUGGCAUGGCUUGCUCCCAUGGCCCACAACAUGAUCCGGUGGCAGGCCGAGAGGAACUUUGAGCAGCAGCAGAUCGUGUUGAAGGGGAAUGUACUGCUGCUGCAGACGCUGUAUUUUGCUGAUCGGGAGAAGACAGAGGCAGUGAUCUGCGAAUUGCUUGUCGGCCUGAAUUACAUCUGCCGGUACGAGCAGCAGCAAAAUGCGCUGCUUGACUGCUCUAGUAGUCUCGACUUUGAUGAUUGUGUGGAGUGGCAACUUCAGUAG
Miscanthus lutarioriparius is the source of this 1722-nucleotide messenger RNA. The record is from the annotation of a GenBank genome assembly. Lineage: Eukaryota; Viridiplantae; Streptophyta; Magnoliopsida; Poales; Poaceae.